AUGCUCCGCGCUUUCAUCUUGGCACUCGCCGCCGUUGGCGUGUCGUCCCUGCCGCAAGGAAAAUCAGAAGAUACGGUUCCAGUAGGGUUUGGUUUAUACGCCUAUGGCCCCGAGAUUGGCGGUUUCACUGUAAACUGUGACGAUGGUGGUGUAUUUUUGAACCGGACGGUCGCCCCUGGCACCGAGCUGUUCACCGCCAACACAUCUACCAAGACCAUCUCCCGCGCCAAGACGGGCGACAAGCUUGCCGUCCCUACGACCCCGGGCCCCGUCGCAUUUGUGCCCAAUCACGGGCCCAACAACGCGUCUUUCCAGACCUCAGACAUGACGCUCUUUGGAAACACGCUCUUCGUUUUGAGCGCAGGCGGACAGCUGAAGGCGGCGUGGACAGCUGUGCCGAUCGCCGAGGACUCCACGGCGUUCCGCUUGGGCUGGAACGUCACCUCGGAUGGUGCCGUACCCCUAGCUCUCAGGACCCUUGCCCCAGGAACUCGCAGCGGCGCUACCAAGCCGGAGACGAGUGCAAUCGCUAUUGCCCCUGCGUCCUAG
Pyricularia oryzae 70-15 is the source of this 549-nucleotide messenger RNA. RefSeq lists its product as uncharacterized. The record is from RefSeq and is a predicted model, not a curated record. NCBI's taxonomy places the organism in Eukaryota, Fungi, Ascomycota, Sordariomycetes, Magnaporthales, Pyriculariaceae. The transcript has 3 exons. Bases 1 to 549 code for a protein of 182 amino acids.